Desarmillaria tabescens is the source of this 222-nucleotide messenger RNA. RefSeq lists its product as uncharacterized. NCBI's taxonomy places the organism in Eukaryota, Fungi, Basidiomycota, Agaricomycetes, Agaricales, Physalacriaceae. The record is from RefSeq and is a predicted model, not a curated record. The transcript has a single exon. The annotation marks the transcript as partial.
AUCCGAACAUUGCUACCAGAUGUCUACCAAGAACUGACAGUAUUCGUCGACCAUCUACCGUUAAAUGACAAAAGUGUAGCCUAUCCUUUUUCUGGCUUUGUUAUUAACGUUGGCAUCUCCACAAAUGGCCAUCGAGAUGGGUUCGAUAAACUCAUUUGCGCAGUGAUACCAUUCGGAGAUUGGGAGGGGGGAGAGCUCUGUUUGUAUGAAGCUGGAUAUGUA